Molecule: messenger RNA, 5409 nt
Organism: Sclerotinia borealis F-4128
Lineage: Eukaryota; Fungi; Ascomycota; Leotiomycetes; Helotiales; Sclerotiniaceae
Source: the annotation of a GenBank genome assembly
AUGCCAGAUUCAAAGAUCGUAAUCUCCGUUUGUUCUUCCUUGGUGAGUUCAACUCAAGGCCGAGAUGUAUAUGAAGCUGGCGUCGGUCAGUAUCCUUGCUGCGACUUGGCAUCAGAUACUCGAGUACCACCAAAUGGAUUCACCAAACAAUCGGUACUUUAUUCUCUCCUCAUGACUCGACAUAAUCUUCAAGGUCAUAUUUCUUGGUUAGUACAAAACAAAGUUACUACCCCCGGUGGUGUUCAAAUUAGCGCAUUCACAACCUUGCCAGUUACGGGUGAAGCUGGAUUUGGGGAUUUUAGCAAUUUUGAUGGGGAAAGAAUUGAGCACGAAAUAAGGAAUACACAACUUGCACCAAUUCGAAAUCGCCGAGUCGAAGAAAUCUCCAAUAUUGUGGCAACUUCACGCCCACCUCGUCCUCGUAUCCUCACCCCGACAAUACAAUCUACAUCAGUUCCUGGGGACGAAUUGGCAGAUCCGGAAAUGGGAAAACUCACAUCGGCACGAAAACCGACUAGACCAAGUCUCAUAAGUCAGAAUCAGCAACUUGGGACCCCUUCUUCCACAGCCAGUUCGUCCCUUACGAGAAGCUAUAAAUUACAAUGUAAUGAAAAUGGCACUCCUUUGAGACCCAUAUCAACAAGAGAACCGAGAGGCCUGACACCUCGCCCGACACCUCGUCCGACACCCUUACCCCAGAAAAGAAUCAAUUUUGAGAAUGUCGAAUCCGUAGAUCUUACCGGCGAUGAUUUGGCUGGAAUUCCACCCAUCCAUUCCUCCAGUACGGUGGAAGCCUUCGAAGAUGCUUCUGUUGUAUUGUGGACGGAGGGCUCAGCGUCUCGACCGGAACCUUUACAGAAAACAAAGAAAAGGAAGAGCGAGGAAAUAUCCAAGACACGGUCCCCUCGGAAUUCCAAGAAGCUACCGAUACGUGCGACAGAAUUGCAAGAUGAGCAAGAUGAUUCGUUUGUUGACAUCGACGAAUUGGCAAUGCCGGGGCCAUUACUUCGAGAUAGUCUUCCCGACUCUCAACGGACAAUCGUUCCACGCAGAACAGUGGAGGAGUAUCCUGAUCCGAAUUUCUUGGAAGAGGUUGAUAUGGUAGGGGAAACGGUGUCUCAGAGUAGGCAAACGGAAUCAAGCAUACGAAGCAGACAAAUUUCAGAGGAUAUCAUAAUGGACAGAAGAUCAAUUUUCAGAACGACCCCCGCUCCCACCAUUAGUUAUCAAAAACGCGUUACUCCUCGUAGUGUGCGUGUGCGAAAUGUGUCACCGGUUCAAGUACAGGCUUCUCCUACUGUUCAAUCUCGUGAAAAUCGGGCAACCCAAACCCCGUCGCCACUCAAACGUAGGAGGCUCAAGCAAGAAAUACUGGACUCGGAUGAUGAAGAUAUCCUAUCGGAGGUAGAGGCGAGAGUGAGCUGCUCUCCUUGCCCUUCACCAGUGAAGGUACCGAAAAACAUCUGUAGCACACCAGACAUGCAUGCAAUUCCCGCGAAUAAUAAGUACGAGAGCGAUGAAGUGACACCCGCAAAGAAGAGAUACACUAGCCCGUUGAAGUCAAUAUCACAUAAUGCUUCAUUUCGUCAGGAGAAUGAGCCGUCUCCAUUUCAGCACGAUUCUCCCACCAAUCGCAUGACUUCACAGACAUUGCCACAACGAGGCUCAAGCCAAGCUUCAUCGGUCUCUCUGAGCCUCGAGGGAAAAAGGAUUGUAGGUUUGUACAUGAAAAAUCCGUCGGCACUCAUGCCUUUUCAAAAUCACCUUGAAACUCUUCUCAAACAGAACCACGAGGCACUUCAAGUCUAUCUUGAGGACGGCGAGCACCCUCCAAAAGAGAUGGUAUCCGAGCGAAAAGCUAUGCUAGACCAGAGAAAGGCCCUAAAAGUUCUUGCGGAUAACUUGCAAGGUCUCCAGGAUCUAGCUUCAAAAACAACAACUGCAUUACAAAGGGUGAUGGCCCUUCUAGAGGAAGAUAAUGAGGACAGUGAGGAAGAAGCGCAGUCUCGUGUGCUAACCCAAGAGCUCUCAGAGAAAAAGAAAGAGUGUUGGCGUUUACUAGAUGCUUCUGGCGCAAUAACCCAUGGAUUCGGGGCUAUUUCAUCAACCAAGACUCCGCUUUCCACUCAUGCAUCAAGUGCAAAUGCGAGUGGACAAAUUGUUCUUCCGACUCAAAUUCCGCCUCUCAGGCAUCAAUCAUCAAGUGUGGCGAGGAGCUUUGUUAGGCAGGACUAUACAACAUCUGAUUUUCCGAGCCCCAGGAACUCAAGGGCACAAGAACCUCGUUAUGCUCCACUGUCUCCUCUGAGACAUACAUCACCUCCCAGAUCGAUGAUGAUUCCUGGUAGUAACUACUCGAGGCCUGACAGCCCCGUAAAACAACCGAACUUUUACAGACAACCAUCACCAACAGAGUAUGGUGAUGAUGAAGAGUUGUUUAAUGAUCUGCUUCAAGACGAGCAGCAGAUUAUGAGAGAGACUUAUGUAGCUGACGAGAAAUCAGAUGAACAAAUAGAGGAGGAAGAUUACGGGGAUUUCGAUGAUGAUGAAGCUAUGAUAGACUAUGCGCAACAAGUUGAGCAAAGUAACUCUCUCAAGCCCUCCUCAUCAAAACCGCUUUUCAAUAUAAAUCUGCAGGAUGCAUCAAGAAACUCAUCUAAAAACUCAAAGCGAAGCACCUCGAACUCGGACAAAACGAAAAAUAUGUAUUCGACUGUGGAGCCAUCACAUGAUAUGUUCCGAUUUGCAUGGUCUAAUGAUGUCAAAAAGGGAUUGAAAGAUCGCUUUCGCUUAAAAGGCUUUCGACAGAACCAGCUGGAAGCAAUCAAUGCUACCUUGGGGGGCCGCGACGCAUUCAUAUUGAUGCCAACCGGUGGCGGGAAAUCUCUGUGUUAUCAGUUACCUGCCAUUAUCCAAUCGGGUAAGACUAAAGGCGUUACAAUUGUGAUUUCUCCGCUUUUGGCUCUCAUGCAUGAUCAGGUCGAUCAUCUCAAGAAGCUUAAUAUUCAAGCAUCCUUGUUAAAUGGCGAGAUAAGUUCUGAGGCAAAGCAGAAUUUAUUCAGCGCUCUGAGCGAAAGAAAUCCAGAGCAAUAUGUUCAGCUACUAUACGUCACCCCAGAAAUGAUCACCAAAAGCAAUGCUAUCCUAUCGAAAUUAGAUGACCUCUAUGCCAAGGAGCGACUUGCUCGUAUUGUUAUUGACGAGGCUCAUUGUGUCAGCCAAUGGGGUCAUGACUUCCGUCCAGACUACAAAAGCCUUCAUACGCUUCGUCAGAGAUAUCCUGGUGUACCGUUUAUUGCCCUAACAGCCACUGCAACAGAAAGGGUAAAGAAAGACGUAAUUCACAACCUUGGAAUGCAUGACUGUGAGCAACUCAAACAGAGUUUCAACCGCCCUAACAUAUACUAUGAGGUCCGACAAAAGAAAGGCAAGGGGUCAACGGCGGUAAUGCUUGACGAGAUAACGACCAUGCUUACCGUCAACUACAAAAACCAAAGCGGAAUCAUAUACUGCCUUUCUCGACAGAAUUGCGAAGAUGUGGCGAAGCAGCUACGAGAAAAAAGAAUAAAGGCUCAUCAUUUCCAUGCCGGGAUGACGCCUGAAGAGAAGAAAUCCACCCAACACCAGUGGCAGAUAGGAGAUAUUCAAGUCGUAGUUGCAACGAUAGCAUUUGGUAUGGGCAUCGACAAACAAGACGUGCGAUUUGUCAUUCAUUAUUGCCUUCCCAAAACUUUGGAAGGUUAUUACCAGGAAACUGGGCGAGCUGGUCGAGAUGGCAAGCCAGCCGCUUGUUUUCUUUACUAUGGGUUCCAGGAUACUCAAAUCUACAAACGCAUGAUUGACAAAGGAGAUGGCAGUUCAGAUGUCAAAAACGAGCAGCGUCAAAUGUUGGAUGCGAUGGUGCGAUUUUGUGACAAUCGCAUUGAUUGCCGCCGAGUGCGGCUCCUACGAUACUUUGGCGAGACUUUCAAAAAAGAGGACUGCGUUAAUUGUGAUACAUGCAAUUCCAAUGACACCUACGAGGAACGCGACUACAGUAGUGAGGCCCGUAAAGUCAUCAGUGUUGUCAGUCAAGUACAAGGGAAUUUUGCUAUUGGUCACUUUUCCGCUAUUUUGGAAGGCAAGGCAGUAGCAAAGGUCAAGUCGGAGAAGCAUAACGAACUUCAUGAAUUUGCCUCACUGAAAGGCAUGGGGAAAACGGAGAUUGAGCGACUCAUGGAGAAACUCAUACAGUUUGGCGGUCUGCAGUUCCGCGCUGUUAAGAACAGGGGUGGAUUCCAUAAUGAUUUUGUAUAUCUCGGGCCGAAACAUAGGCAGUACAUGUCGAGACACUUGAAACUUCCCCUGCAGAUCAGAGUUUCGACAUCACCACCCCCGGCUUCACGUACGGCCACAAAAGGCAAGGCCAAAAAGCAAACACAGCCGUCAUCAACGUUGCUCACUUCACCAAUAACUCAGACUCGACAGGAUCAAAAGGGCAAAGAACGAUACAUCCAAGAGGACAUCGACGUUAGUGAAGAUGACUUUCAUCCAAGCACCUACCCUCAGCAUGACCCUCUUGCUUCGGACAGUGUUGAAAGUUCCGAGGAUGAUGCUUUCGAGCCCUUGAAAUACAGAAGUAGGGGUAGACGCGGUAGCAGACAAGCUGAACACAUUGGGCCACCCAUCACGGUUGAUGAUGAAAUGGCGAAUCUGCACCCCGUGCAUCGAGAUCUUGUUAUUGAUUUUGUUAGGAAGGCCAGGGCACUAGAAGAGUCGACUAGGAACAAUAAUGGUCAUAGAAAACCUUAUUUUACAGAGUCCGAGUUCAGACAAAUGGCGAUUCACUGGACGACAAGCAUCACUCUGAUGUCACAAAUACCCGAGAUUAACCAAGAAAACAUAGCUUUAUAUGGCACGCGAUUUCUAAAGUUAUUGGAGGGGAGCAAGUUGCAUUAUCAGCAGAUGAUGGAUCCAAACUUCAGGCCAGAUAAAAACCAUUUGAUAGUCAAUUUAGUGAGCGAAGAUGAUGAUAGUGGAAUGGAAGAUGAAUACGGAGACCAAUUGGAAGAACCUUCUCCAUAUUUUUCAUUGAACCCAGAAGUGCAAGCAUUUAAUGAGCGAAUGGAGAUGGCAGCACAAGUUCCAAGGACACAACCCGCAGAAGCCGAUUCGUCAAAGAAGCCAUAUCGAAAAGGCGCCACUGGUUAUAAAUCAAAACCUCGUGGAGAGUUCAAAAAUUACAGGCGAAAGAGUGGUGGUUCGACUUCAAGCAAGGCGGGGUCAGGUAGUGGUGUAACGAAGAAGCGAGCAUCUGCGGGUAGCAGGAAAACCAGUACGGCAUCCAAAGGAUCAAAUAUCAUGUCACAAUUUGGCAGAAGUGCUGGAGGUGGUGGUAGUGGUAGUGGCAUAAAUCCCAUGCCGACAUGA